Messenger RNA from Sinocyclocheilus rhinocerous, 1954 nucleotides. RefSeq names its product microtubule-associated protein 2-like. Gene Ontology annotation, biological process: neuron projection development; microtubule cytoskeleton organization. Gene Ontology annotation, cellular component: neuron projection. The coding region runs from base 1 to 525 and encodes 174 amino acids. Gene Ontology annotation, molecular function: microtubule binding. The record is from RefSeq and is a predicted model, not a curated record. The transcript has 5 exons. NCBI's taxonomy places the organism in Eukaryota, Metazoa, Chordata, Actinopteri, Cypriniformes, Cyprinidae.
AUGCACAGCUACCAGUUCUCUAUUCAAAUUUUAAACAAGAAGCUGGACUUCAGUCACGUACAGUCAAAGUGCGGAUACAAGGAUAAUCUGAAGCAUUUGCCCCAUGGAGGCAAUGUUCAAAUUCAGACUAAGAAGAUUGAUCUUAGUCAUGUGACUUCCAAGUGUGGAUCAUUGGACAACAUCCGCCACAGGCCAGGUGGUGGUAAUGUGCGCAUUGAGAGUGUGAAGCUAGGCUUCAGAGAAAAAGCCCAUUCGAAGGUCGGCUCCCUGGAAAAUGCCCACCAUAUACCUGGAGGAGGACAUGUACAGAUCGAAAGCCAUAAGAUGAUAUACCGUGACACGGCUAAAGCACGCGUGGAUCACGGAGCAGAGAUUGUGAUCGAGGCGCUCAGGCUGUCGGGCGGCACCUCCCCUCACCGGCACAGCCACAUGUCCUCGUCUGGAAGCCUCAACAUGCUCGAGUCGCCACAGCUGGCCACGCUGGCUGAGGAUGUGACCGCCGCCCUGGCCAAACAAGGCUUGUGAAUCCCCCCGAAACGUCUCCGUUCGACUUUCCCCUCCGCUCAGUCUCCAGUAGUCCCCAUCAGUGGUGUCACAGUUCACCUUUCCUCCCUCUGGUAUUUAUGGAAGACUACAGAUUCACUUCCCAUAUUCACACUUCCCUCUUCAUCAACCAACAAUCUUGCAGAGCCCUGUUGUGACUAUCUGAAUUGGAAAAAAAAUUAUUUUUUUGUUGUUGUUCAUUUUAAUGAAUAAUGACUUAGCUAGAGAGGUACCAGUGCUUUUUAUUACCCAUGUUACAUGUGACAUUUUAUGGUUGUGUACAGACAGUGACCUCAAAUGCUGGUUUAGGGUCAGCGUCAGGUGUGUUGCCUAAAAGUCGGUCGAUCAGAAUUUUUUAUAUUCGGGAAUGUGGCGCGACGAUCUCAUGCUGAACGUGUUGUUUUGCCCAUUCAGUGCAUGGACUCUAAAACAUCUCAACUGCGAGUCACGUACGAUCAAACACGAUAUACACUAUAAGGGAAUAUAUUUAUAAAUAUGCCAGCUCUUUGUCUCAACAUCUCAUGCUCAAUCAAAAAAAAAAGAUUACUCCUUAGAUAACUUGUACCUGUACAAUUGCAUUAAAAAAAAACCUAGAUAGUAUGACGAGCAUGUAUUCUAGUACACAAAAAGAGGCUAUUUUCUAUCUCAAGGGAUUUUAGUAAGUUAUUUGCUGAAACAUUGAAUAAAAAGAACACAUCAUGUUUUGUAGAUACUAGCGACGAUGUUUAGCUUGUACAUUAUUUCGGAUGACCGCCCACACCCCUGCCUUCGCAGUAACCGUUGCUUCCGUGGAUCUUUGUCGGUACACAGUUUAAGCAGAUUUGUGCGGCGACUUACACAAAACAAUGAUAUUACAGUUACGCAAAGACAUUCAAGGGCUCCAGGUAUACAUGAAUCAUGUAAGAUCUGCUCGGAUUUGCUCAGUCUUGAAAUGUGAACCGUACCGCCAUUUUUCAGAGUCGAGAUGGGACGGAUCUGUCUGAGCAAGAUGAGUGGUGCUGCGGCCCUCCUUGGGACUCUGUCGGUGUGUUAGGCCCUGUGUUUGGUUGCUGAUUCCUGCUUGGAUGCUUAGUUUUAUUUCUUAGGAAGUGGAAAAAGAAACACACAAAACGAAACUUUAAGAAGGUUACUCACUCCGCUUGCAUCUGUUUGAACACAGUACUCCAGUAUAUUUUUUCUCGUCUUUUGUGGUUCUCCCCUGCCCCUUUUCCUCUAGAACAGCUGUCAUUCGUAGGCUUCUGUGUUUUCUCGGCCCCUCUGAGCCUUACCCACCCUUUCCCUGAUUCCUUCAGCUGCUGUAAAUGUAUUUAAAAGGUCACAUAGAUGUACGCAGUUUUUCUCCUGUUGGUAUGAUACGGAUUAUAAAUGCCCUUAACAGUUAUGACAAUAAAAAUACAGAAAAUGAACAAAA